UGAGCAAAAGUGAAAUUACUUGCGGUGCAAAAGAAAUUUAAUAAUUUCUUUUGAUCAUGGAGACAUUUGUUUUAAAUGUUAAGUGUGAUUCUAAUUGCAGUAAUUUUGUAUGAUCUUCUUAGUAGGUUCAAAAAUAAUAUUCUAAAUUAAAAAUUGAUAUCUCGAAGUAUUUUUUAUGUUAUUGGCUUAAUUUAAGAAGGUAUUUUUCUAGGCUGUAAAACUUUUAAAAUAUAUAAGUUGGCUGGGAAAUUUAUCUUGGAACAUUUGAGGGUUAAAGCACUUUUUACCCGAGGGAUCCAUGUCGAAUUCGCGGCAUAUGCGGGGUAAUGGUAAAAGGUUGUCGCAAAGUGCCCGAGGAUGGCUGAAAAUAUGUACCUAAUUCAAUACGAUUCGAUCUGGUAAUCAAAAGAUAAGCGCGCUGAUGGGCGAAAGACGGGAUUCGGAUUCGGAUUGGGAUUCGGAGGCCAUUGGGGGUUGAAGAAGUCGGAUGAGCAGAAUGUCGAAGGAAUAACAAUCAAAUGAUUAGAACAACAACCACCGCGCUGGGAAACUGGAAUUCAAAAUUGACUCGUCGAUGUCGUCAGCCUCGCCUUCAGUGCCUCCACUUCAGCCUCGGAUUCAGAGCCAGAUUCAGAUUCAGGUUCAGCCGCAGUAGAGCCAAAGUCGAGUUUUCGGGUUGAGCGACGCUCCCCGGACUUGUUUCGCACAUAAAGAUACAAAUGUAUCUGCGCCAGACAGCAAAUGGCGUAUAUAAAAUGAUUGGACAUGAGUCGGUGCGCUGUGUAUGUGCCUCGGUGUGUGUAUAUGUGUGUGUAUAUAUCGGGGCUCCAGUGUAUCGGGUGGUUGUUUCGGCCAAGCUGCAUGGCCGCAGUGCGAGCGAGACGGGGCUACUCCGCACGAAAGAGAGGUGAGAUACACGCGCGUUUUAUGGCCCGCCGCCGCGUUGCCUUUUGCCUCCUCUCCUCUUGGCUUUUCAUCUUUUGGCAUUGGGUCUUCGCUGGGCGAGUUCUCAUUCUGUUCCUCAUUCUCGCUUCUCAUUUCCUUGGCGUUCUCGCAAGUGUUGCCAUCGGUGGCAGCGCUGCCCGGGUUUACGACCUUCUGGUUGGCGUUCUUUUCCCACUUUUUCCCUCCAUUUCGAAGGGGUCUUCUCUCUGUAGUUUCUCCGUCUCCGUUUCUGUUUCUGUUUCGGUUUCUGUUUUCUGGUUUUUGGCUUUGGUUCUGCUUGGUUGCUGGGUUUUUUGUGUGCCAUGCUCACCUCGCAUCCUCACAGAACUCACAUCCUCGACAGCAUCUCGACAACCACCUCUGCUCGGCAAUAUAUCUGUAUCUAUGUAUCUGCGUAUCUGUAUCUGCGCCGGUUCGUCGACUGCGCUGCAACCGAAGCAAAGCGAACUGAACGGAGCGGAGCUCAACUGAACUGAACUGAACGGAACGGAACGUAACGAACCCAACCGCCGCCUUGUGUCAAAGUGAACAGCAAAUAUUAUUUUUUGGACACUUUGCCAUCAGGUCGCCGUCGCCGUCGCGUCGCCCGGAGCUGAAUGACUCGUAGUCGUCGACGUCGUCGUCGUCGUCCUGCUCCCCGUUCGUCGGCCAUUGUCCUGCGGAGCUCCUGCAGUUCCUGUCGUCGCAUUCGAGGUCCGACUGUGGCUCCCGGAGCCACGGCCUUUUGUCUGCGGCGGUGCAUCAAUUGUGUUUAAUUGAAUCCGUCGAACAAAGCCUGCCUAAAAAAAACAAGGGGGAUCCAAAAGAAUACCAAAGUAUACCCAAAAAAAUAUAUCCAAAAAAAUGGAAGAGAAACCAAAAGAAGUGGCUGUAAAUCAAGAAGAGCCGGUUCGGGUUCGUUUGUUGCCAAAAAAUACAAGAAUUAAUUAUAAUAAUGACAAAGAAACAGGCACUUUGACCCCACGACUCCGCGUUCGCAUCCGCAUUCGCAUUCGCAUCCGCAUCCGCGCGCGUUCGGUUGGCCAAUUGUGAAUGUGGAUUACAAAUUCGCGUGUGCGAGCCGAGGAAAAAAUAUGGAAUAUGGAAAAACAAAAAAGAACAAAAAACAAAGAGAAAACAAAAUGAAUUUGCCAGCAUUUCCGCCUUGCGGUUUGGCAAACUGGAAGGGACAGUGGUGCCGCUUUUCAGACUUUCAGAGCGGGCUCCUCGAGUGCGCGGGGCGUGACUUCAAUUAAAGUGAUUUGUGGCCUCCGUUUCUGACAUACGAGACGUAAAUAGCGGCCCUGAAUUAUGGAGCUGCUAAAGUAUGCAUAUUGGAACAUAGUCCUCGCUCCACCUCAGCCAAACACACUCGCCAGUCACGCGUUUCCACCAGAAAGCGCCUCCAAGUUGGUUAACUGAAGGGUUCCGUACUUGAGCUCCAGCAAUCCCCCAACAAAAUGCCGUCGGCUGAAUCGAAAAUGUCGGCCAUACAAAUUCCCGGCGAAGAAAAAGUGGAUUUAAUGGAGCGCCAUGAUGGCCAGCAGAAAAGGAAGAGGAAAAGAGAAGAGAGUCGAAUGCGGAAUGCCGUUGGAAUGUGUGAGAUUGGGCUGCGUCGACUGCGUCGCCGGCAGCGCUGCCUCCGGGUUUCAAUGGUUGCCUAGCGACAGCGACUGCGGCAGCCAUCAUGGAUGUGAAAAAGAGAGCGCGCCGUCCGGUCUCUCGCACUCUCCCUCUCUCGCUCGUGCCAACGGCAGUUCGAUAUUCCGAUUCCAAAGCGGCCAUGCUGCUCGCCACUCACCUGCGAAUGCGGCUGUUGUGAAGUUCUUCCGACGUGAGCGACCGAAUUUCGGAGCGCCCGAAAAAACAAAGGCCCAAAAACAGGAUUGCCCACGAGAGGGGGCUGAAGAAUUUCGAGGGAGUUUCUGCGACUGCGCCGAUACCCAAAAAAAAGCAGAAACAAAGGUCGAAAACCGGAGGACGUUGCCCAGGUUUGAUUACAAAUGGAGGGAGUACUUAAUCCGUCGGCAGCUGCUUCAGUUCUUCGAGGGACUCGCAGAUGGAUACUCUGGGCACUCCGUUUUUAUUGAUUUUCAUUAAGAUUUGACGGCCUCGUAAAGAGACGAACCUAUGUCUCCUUGGAAUUAUCAACGUAAUCAUGAUUAUAUUUUGCAGUGGCAUGGUUUCAGAUCAAGUCUUUGCAAUGCAGACUUUUAUUUUCCAAUCUAAUUGGCAGUUUUAGGAGGAAAUGAGAAGCUUUUACCAUAGGAAUCUAGGUAGAAUUAGAACAAGUUCUAAUAAUUUAUUUGGUUUACUUUAUUUACUAAACUCUUCCCCCGUUUAUGAGCAUUUUAAUUUCCCUCUGCUCUUAUUAUAGUUAUUAUAGUUAUACGAUCGUUUUAUGGCUGCAGUAUAUUUAUUCACACCUUGCCUAAUGAAUUGGAUUGCAAAAUGAAGGCGUUAUAAAUACAAAUGUAUAUUUUUUAUGUCCACUUGUUUGGAAAGCUAAUGGAGCCUCAAUCAUUCUAAGGACAGGUGUAUGGGACAGCUGGUAUUUUGUGAGACAUUCCGCCAAUAUCUUACUCACUUUGCCCGGAUCGCAUGGUUAGCGCUGUCGACUCAUGGGUCGUAAAUCAAUUUUCGACAGGUUUAGACUCGCCCAUAAAUUCCACUAGCGAUAUUUAUAGAUAAUGCGGUUCCAGCGCCAAUGAAGAACCCAACCCGAUUCCGAUUCCGAUUCCGAUUGCCAUUGGCAGUCCACGGUUGCUGCUCCAACUCGAAUCAAGAUUUUAUGGUCGCAAUCGUAAAUCGCCAAUUUUAUAGUUAAUCGAUGGCCAUUUAGGCCCAUAAGCCUCUCGUUGCAUAUUAAUUUUGGGCAAUAUAUACAGUAGGCGGGUCUCAGACGACAUGAAAUUGAUUUAUUUGCUUUUAAAGACGUGUUUGGCCCACAGCUCCCCAGUUCCCGAGAUCGUAAAAUUAAUAAGGGAUUAACAUGCCAUGAUUGUGCCCGAAAAAGUCAUGAGCCGGGAAAUUGCGCCAGAGGUUAAAGUUAAAGCCAUCUCAUUUUGCCGGCGGAACCGGCUCGAGAUACAGAUACAAAUAUACAGAGAUACAAAGAUGAACGGAGCAGACGCACUGAAAGAUACCGAAAACGAAACGAAACGAAAACCCACCCCGAAAAUCGAGAGCAAUGACAGCAUGUCCAAAAUCAAAUAUGGCCGAAUUAAAUGUUCUCGCUCUCCGCUUUGUGCGCUCCUUCGCAGCGGCCAUUGUUGCUAUGGCAACGGGUCGUCGGGGGACCCAAACGACAGGGAGGGAGAAAGAGAGAGGGAGAGUCGAGGAGAACGAGAGCUGGGCAUGCUCAUAAAUUCAUUUGAUUGUUGUUGCCGAACAAGUUUCUUUUUGGGUUUCGUUAUCUCCUUCGUUGCGGUUGUCCCCCCUGUUUCUUCAUCCUUCUCGUUUUCCUUUUUCGCUCCCCUUCCUAUCAGCAUUCGGGGGUAUCUCUGACUUACUUUGUAUGCUCGACUUGAGCACUGGUUGCCAGCUGAGGUCCAAGAUUUGGACACCGGCAACUAAGAAACACUUUAGAGGAAAACCUUAAUGCGAAGUAAAUAUUCCCUAGGAAUUAUUGAAAUAGAAUUUAUGUAGUUAUUUGGAAAAUGAAAAAUAAAUUAUGAGUCAACUCAAAAUUUAAAAUAUAUUUUUUUAUUUUAACUCUUGAAAAAAUUGAGCUAUGAAAUUUGUGAAACCAUUAUUUAUAGACAUAUUCUAUAGGCUGGGUGAACUGUUUCAAAAGGCGUUCGAAAUAAAACUACCCUUUGCAAGGGUAAACAAAAAAUGAAUGGGCGAAGCAAAGACAGAAAUAAAUAUUGAAAAUCUACUUAUGUUCGCCAGAAUUGAAUUGAGUCAUAGACCAUAUGCUCUUCCUUGUUUAUUUUAAGCGAUCAAUACCAGAAAUUAUUUUCAACAAAUAAU
This is a messenger RNA of Drosophila ficusphila, 4899 nucleotides long. RefSeq lists its product as uncharacterized. The record is from RefSeq and is a predicted model, not a curated record. The transcript is spliced from 5 exons. NCBI's taxonomy places the organism in Eukaryota, Metazoa, Arthropoda, Insecta, Diptera, Drosophilidae. Bases 2458 to 3024 code for a protein of 188 amino acids.